CACCAGGCAUCAGGGUCAUUUUGGCUCGAUAGCGGGCACCGCGUCAUCUGGCAAGGGCAGUGGCUCCGAGGUCAACAGGCACGACAGUGGGCACCGGGGUCAUCAGGUAUCCGGAUUGUCUGGCUCGACAGUGGCAUCGGGUCACACAGGUAUGACAGCGGGCACUGGGGUCACCAGGCAUCAGGUCAUUUGGCUCGCCAGCGAGCACCGCGUCAUCUGGCAAGGCAGUGGGCACCGAGUCACCAGGUACGACAGCGUGCUCUGAUCAAUUGGCACGACAGCGGGCACCAGAUCAGGUACCGGAUCAUCUGGAUCAAUAGCGGCAUCGAGUCAACUGGCCUAAAUUUUUUUUAGGAUCGUCAGCUGGGAUCAGUUCAUCAUGCUGGGUAGAGGCAUCAGGCUGAAUGCCGGCGUCCGGGCUGAGUAGAGGCUUCAGGCUGAGUAGACAAGUGGCCUUCAGGCCGAGUAGUCAUCAGGCCUUCGAGUACGAGCUUGCAGGCCUGACGUAGAGGCCAGGCCGAGUAGAGGGCUUCAGGCGAGUAGAGGCUUUCAGGCCGAGUAGAGGAUUC
Messenger RNA from Staurois parvus, 569 nucleotides. The record is from the annotation of a GenBank genome assembly. NCBI's taxonomy places the organism in Eukaryota, Metazoa, Chordata, Amphibia, Anura, Ranidae.